GUUCAGCUUGACAAGGCGCUGCCGAGUCUUGACAACAAAACACAAAAAUUGCCUCACGUAAAAAAAAAAAAAAAAAAACCUAUGCAGCUAAAGAUCCACCACCAUGGCGUCUUAAAGCGGUGGACGAAGACGCGGUUCCAUGCUCGGUAGGUGACCGGAGCCAGUCGACCCUCUCCCCGUUGAGUCCGCGGAAAACACGGACGCUGGAGAAGCUACAAUGAGCUCGGAGCACCAGAGCGACAGCGAGGACGCCGACGGGUCGCAGGAGAGGCCCAACAGCGGCAGCGACAAAGAGGAAGACCCCGACAUCGACGACUCGGACGUGGAGGAUGACAUCGCUCCGGUACGGUCACCCCCACCGCCGGGACGCAGCGUGGACCGGCCGGAGCGCGGUGCAGGGUCUCCGGCGUCGGAGGAGGGAGAGCCGGGGUGUAAACCGGCCCCGCAGCCGGAGCUGGGGAGCGGCGGGGACCCCUGCACCGACGGCCGCAGGGGGAACAGCUUGUUUUCUUGGCUGCAGAGCAGGACAAUAAGACGGGGGGUGUUUGUGGACCCGGCUCGGGAUAACUUCAGGACAAUGACCAGUUUGUACAGCUCCAUGAAUCCGGCUGUGGAGUCUGUGAACCUGAGCACUCAGACCCACGGAGCGGUGUUCAACCUGGAGUACUCCCCGGACGGGUCUGUGCUGACUGUGGCCUGUGAGCAGACCGAGGUCCUGCUAUUUGAUCCUAUCUCAUCCAGACACAUCAAAACCCUGACCGAGGCCCACGAGGACUGCGUCAACAACAUAAGGUUUUUGGACAAUCGUUUGUUUGCCACCUGCUCCGACGACACCACAAUUGCAUUAUGGGAUCUACGUAAACUGAACUCAAAGGUUUGCUCGUUGCACGGCCACGCCAGCUGGGUGAAGAACAUCGAGUACGACACCAACACUCGUCUCCUCGUCACGUCUGGCUUCGACGGCAACGUCAUCACGUGGGACACUAACAGGUUUACAGAGGACGGCUGCCCGCACAAAAAGUUCUUCCACACCCGCUACUUAAUGAGGAUGCGUCUGACACCCGACUGUUCCAAGAUGCUCAUCUCCACUUCCUCGGGGUACCUGCUCAUCCUCCACGACCUGGACCUCACCCAGUCCCUCGAGGUGGGCAGCUACCGCAUGCUGCGAGCGAGACGGACGCCACUCAGCUCAGAUGGAGGCACAUCAGCGUCCAGGUCAGCUGGGACUCCUCGCCAGGGAAAUGACUCCAGCAAGAUCCACCCUCACCGAGAAGGUCUUUCUCCCAGAAACAGCCUGGAGGUUUUGACUCCAGAGAUCCCUGGAGAGAGAGACAGAGGGAACUGCAUCACCUCCCUGCAGCUCCACCCUAAAGGCUGGGCGACGCUCAUCCGGUGCUCCAGCAACAUGGACGACCAGGAGUGGACGUGUGUGUAUGAGUUCCAGGAGGGAGCGCCCACCCGCCCGCUGGUCUCCCCCCGCUGCUCCCUUCGCCUCACCCACUACAUCGAGGAGGCCAACGUUGGCAGGGGCUACAUCAAAGAGUUGUGCUUCAGCCCGGACGGACGACUCAUCUGCUCCCCGUAUGGCUACGGCGUCCGCCUGCUGGCUUUCGACGAGAGCUGCGGCGAGCUGGCCGACUGCCUCCCAGUCCAGACCAGCUGCCUCAGGGAGAUCCGCUCCAUCUACUCGCACAGCGACGUGGUGCUCACCACCAAGUUCUCCCCGACACACUGCCAGCUGGCCUCGGGCUGCCUCAGUGGACGCGUUGCCCUUUACCAGCCCAAGUUCUAGCAACCUGCGCUGUCAAAGAACGAUGCACUGCAGACCUGGGUGGAGAAGUGCUAAUCAGGGUUCCUGUGCAGAUCUAGAAAUGUGUCGAAGAAGAAUACAGUUUCUAUGAUUUUAAACUCCUAACACUUAAAAUCUGUAGAUUUUUGUUGUGCAAAGGCUGUAUCUGCUUUGUAAAAAGGCCUUCUUGGUAUCCUUUGGUAUAGAUUAUAUCAAAACUAUCAAAGGAAAUUCAAAUUUUUCCAAAAAUCUGAAUCUUUGGGAACCCUGAAUAACAUUUCCUAACAUUUGUUUUAAAGUGCUUUAGUGGACCGGAUAGGUGGGUGUUACUGCAUGCAGAUAUUUUAAAAAGUCUGACGGUAUAAAUGGAAUAUUGUGAUUUUUCUGGACCCUCUGCCAGACAAUCUGCAUGGAAAACUCCACCUAUCUGGCACCUAAAAGGAAUAGAACAAACCUUAAAACAUAUUUUCGGUACUUCUCGACCCAGAUCUGUAGCUGUGAAAAAAGAGUGUUGACAGCUACUGUUCUGAAAAAAAUAAAAGGAGAAGACUUCAGCUGUGACCCCUUUGUCCAGGCUGCACUAGUGGAGCCUGUCUGACCAUGAACUUUGAAAAAAAAAAUGGAGAAAACAGACAAACUUUGAGGCAACAAAACGAAAAAGCAUCAUUGGGUUUUGCAAACAAGACUCCAUCCAGACUGAGGAGUUCAAACCUUGAAGCUCUGAUCAUUAAAUCAAAAGCUGCAACAUCCGUCAAAAACAAACUCUGCAGCUCGUCUGUGGCUCUUUUUUUUCAUACUAAAGAUUAAUUUUGGUCUCUAUAGCAGUAGAAAACUUAUUUUGAGACUCCAGAUGUUGCUGUCUCGGGACAAAAACACUAAGGAUGCAAACAAACAAACAAACGGAUAUUAAUCCAUCAAUUCUAACGAGACAAACAAGAAAACAGGCGCUUGUCUCCGUCGUCUGCGCUGUCGUUGAUCGUCUUUGACACGGCGUCCUCCGCUGCGGAUCGUGUCACUCUCAGCUGCUCCGCUCUGCUCAUGCCUUUUUCCACAGGUGCUGCUUCUCUGCUCAUACAAUCUGAACUUUGACCCCCGACUUCAAGGACCUCAUUGUCGACGCCUUUCCCAUUUACCUACCUGUCACUUUUUUGUUCUCCGUCUCCACCCUGUUUCCGCCUUCAUGGUCCUUUAGCGGUUUAGGUUUUUUAGUGGUUUUAUUGGUGUAUUAAUGUCGGCACUACUAGUUCACGUUGUUUGAUUCGUUUGAUUCUAACGUUCACUGUUUGAUCAUUGAGGCCGCUUUAGGAUUCACUUCUGCUUUCCCUGCACAGUUUUUGAGUUUUUAAUCUUAAGUCUGUGAGUGGAAACUUGCAAACUUGCUGUCUGGACAAUAGAAGCCGCCAUCGCUGUCUCAGACAUUUUCCAGACCCACUUUCUGUACAAACUACUAUUGCAACAUACUUUAGUGAAGGAAAAUACUAUUUACAAUUUCAUAUUUCUUCUCUAAAAGAUAAGACUGGCAUUAUUCUGUAUUGUUUUUUUGUUUUUUUUACAUACAGCACAGUAUGCUGUGGCCCAAGCCCAUUGGUUCCAACUGAAAACAUAAAUGUUAAGUAAUUUCCUGAAAGAGCUGGCCACUGUAGUUUGUAGAAAACGUUACUCAAACAGGAGUAAAUGGAGAAGUUGUUGGGACUACUUUCAGUCGCGGAGUAAUACACAAUUCUAGUUCAUAUUUGCAGCAGUUUAUAGUAAUGAAGGAACAUUACAGUGGAGCUCUAUGGUACAGAGGAUUAAGAUAUAUCAGUAUUUAGCCACACAGAUAAUAAACGUUGGUAGAGUCCAUUCAUAGUUGGUUUUGAACUGAGCCCCUAAAGUCCCCUAAAGUGAUUAAUUCAUAUAAUUAUUAAUUAUGGGAUGAUAAUAACUUUCCUUGUGUGAACAGGAUAAUAACUUGUGCACAAAAGCUAAAAAAAUUUGACCUUAAGGGACUUUUGGGGCUCCAUAGUUUUGGUCUUUUCGUGGGAUUCCUUGAUGCUAAAAAAAAUAUAUAUAUAGAAUAUUGCCAGCCUCUUUAAUUACCUUGUUGACUAUUUUGAACUUAUGGCAGAAGAAGUUUUUGCCUCAGCAUCGUUCAUUUAACCUUUUAUAGGACAUUGUUGCCAAGAAACAUUUCAUUUGAUUGUUUUUCAACCUUGUACCUCAUUUUGUUGGUUUCUGAAGAGUGUUGAUCCACAUCAGUGUUUUGAAUUUGUUUCCUCCAUCACAUCCAGUUUCUCAUUCUUACAAUGUCGUCAUAAAAGGUGACCAAUCAGGUUUUUUCCUCUCUAAGGAGCAAAUGGAUUGCUUUGACUGUUGUAGUAUCGGCAAUGCUUUUGUGUUUUCAACCACUGUAGUAUAGCUGCUCUAAGAGCCAAGCCUGGGUGUUAAACCUCACUGUAAACUGGUUACAGUACAUACCGACCGACUGCAGAAUAGAUAUUACGUGAACAAAAGAUAGACAUUAGCGUAUACUACUAUGCAUACCAGCCUUUAUGAAGAUUCUCCUUUCUUAUUUAUACGGGGGCGAUGCUCUGUGUGGAGCCGUCAGAUGCCAAAACGUGUUUUUUGCUUGGACAAGGUAGUGCGUCUCCUCUGUAGUGAGAUGUGAGCUGAGAAUUUAAAGUGAACAUCUGCAAAUUAUGGAUUAAAAAAAUGUGUCAAAAGCUUACAUUUUUAAAUAAUUGCUUGACGUUACUGGAAAUACGCUUAUUCACUUUCUUGCCAAAGGUCAAGUGAACAGAUUGAUACUUGUCUCGUAUUGGUCAGUUGAAUAUGAAGCUACAGCUAGCAGCCGGUUAGCUCAGCUUAGCACAAAGGCUGCAAACAGGGAAAACGGCUCACCUGACUGAAGGUCAUUAAUUAACAUAUUCUUAGUUUAAUCCAUAUUAAAAAUUAAAAAAUUGCAGUUUAUGGUUAUGUAACAGACUAUUUCUUGGCUGGGACUAGCAACUCCCUGGAGUUUCUGCAGGUUGCCUGGCAACCAAACAACAAAAAAAUAGUCAGAGACAUAAUCCUCAUAAAAUGGCAUCUUAUUGUUCUGUUUAUUCAGUUAUUUAAUGAGCUUUGUGUGUGCUGGUAGGUGCUGUUAGUCAAAGCCAAGCCAGCCGUUUCCACUUUGUGCUUAGCUAACCAGCUAACAGGCUAACCGGCUACUUGCGGUAGCGUCAUGUUAUUUGUUUACACAUGUGAGUGGUUAUCAGUCGUCUCAUCUAACCCACCGCCAGGAAGUUAAAUAAGCAUAAAUAAGAAUUUAUGUGAAUUAAUAUUUGAAAAAAAAAAAAAAAAAGGAAGUUGUCUGAACAUAGAUGUGAUUGAAUAAUUCCCAGCUCACAACGUGGUCCUGUAUGUACUGAGGAAGGAUGCUUUCAACACUUUGUACCUCAGUUAACUGCUCAAAAUGUGCGUGUUUCACCAAAUGGGGUUAAUUUUACUUUCAGUUCAGUCAAUUCUGGGACUUUUUUCCACCUCUAGAAUAACUCGUUUUCCAAGUUACAGACAUUAAGAAACAAUCCAGAACCAUUACACUAUUUAACUGUUAAAUUUAUAGUUGUUUUUUUUAAUUGACUGAGCUGAAGGUUAAAGGACCAUCCAUGCUGUAUAUUCAAUGCUGCUUUUAUUUCACUUAUAUUCACAAGCUCUUCGGAGAGAAGUGUCUUAUCUGCCAUUUUUCACUUCAGGUAUAGCAACUAAAAAAAAAAAAAACUGGGUUCAUUUUUAUGGAUUUGUUCUUUUUUUGGGGGGUUGUUUGUUUUUGGUCAGUCCUGUCCUUGGUUUUAACCUGUGUCCUGUUGUGGAUUAAUUGAAUGUUCUCAGUAGUUCUGGUGUUAACCUGUGCACCAUCACCUCAACUGAUCACAGGUGGAGGAGGGGUGGACAAGAGACGGAAAACGUGUUGAAUUGCUCGCACUGUUGUUUCCUAAAUGGCUAUACACAGCAAUGAAUCCCAACAAUGAAACUAAAAUGGUACUUAUUAUCACUGAAAUAAAAUGGUUAGCUUCUUUUUGCA
Molecule: messenger RNA, 5834 nt
Organism: Morone saxatilis (striped sea-bass)
Lineage: Eukaryota; Metazoa; Chordata; Actinopteri; Moronidae
Gene: wdr32
Product: WD repeat domain 32
Exons: 7
Coding region: 218-1792 (524 amino acids)
Cellular component (GO): Cul4-RING E3 ubiquitin ligase complex
Molecular function (GO): protein binding
Source: RefSeq, a predicted model, not a curated record